UCUCCAGCACAGACGGUGGCAGUAUAACAUUAUUACUCAUGCUCUCCCGAGUGUAAAAAAAAAAAAAAAAAAAAAAGGUCAGACAGUCGGAAGUCGAAACCCGGAACAAGUAGCGGGCAAACAAGCGACAAUGGGACAGAAUCAGAGUGGAGGACAUGGCCCUGGAGGGGGGAAGAAAGAUGAUAAAGAUAAGAAAAAGAAAUAUGAGCCCCCCAUUCCCACCAGGGUUGGGAAAAGAAAGAAGAAGACGAAAGGUCCAGAUGCUGCAAGCAAGCUUCCUUUGGUGACUCCCCACACACAGUGCAGACUGAAGCUGCUGAAGCAGGAGAGGAUCAAGGACUAUCUACUGAUGGAGGAGGAGUUUAUCCGGAACCAAGAACAGAUGAAACCGCUUGAGGAAAAACAGGAGGAAGAGAGGUCUAAAGUUGAUGACCUGAGAGGCACGCCCAUGUCAGUAGGAACACUCGAAGAGAUCAUUGAUGAUAACCAUGCGAUCGUGUCUACAUCAGUGGGCUCGGAGCACUACGUCAGCAUUCUGUCCUUCGUAGAUAAAGACCUUCUGGAACCAGGCUGUUCUGUUUUACUGAAUCACAAGGUGCACGCAGUGAUUGGUGUGCUGAUGGACGACACAGAUCCUCUGGUAACUGUGAUGAAAGUGGAAAAGGCUCCUCAAGAGACAUACGCUGAUAUUGGAGGUCUAGACAACCAAAUUCAAGAGAUCAAGGAGUCAGUUGAGCUUCCGCUUACACACCCAGAGUAUUAUGAGGAAAUGGGAAUAAAGCCUCCUAAAGGAGUCAUUCUGUAUGGUGCACCAGGGACUGGGAAGACCCUGCUGGCUAAAGCUGUGGCCAAUCAGACAUCUGCGACGUUCCUGAGGGUUGUGGGUUCAGAACUUAUUCAGAAAUAUCUAGGCGAUGGCCCAAAACUGGUGCGAGAGCUUUUCCGAGUCGCAGAGGAGCAUGCCCCCUCCAUAGUCUUUAUCGACGAGAUCGAUGCCAUUGGAACUAAACGGUAUGACUCUAACUCUGGUGGAGAGAGGGAGAUUCAGAGGACCAUGUUGGAGCUCCUGAAUCAGCUGGAUGGAUUUGACUCGCGUGGUGAUGUUAAAGUAAUCAUGGCUACUAAUCGCAUAGAGACGCUCGACCCAGCUCUUAUCCGUCCAGGUCGAAUUGACCGUAAGAUAGAGUUCCCACUGCCUGAUGAGAAGACCAAGCGCAGAAUCUUCCAGAUUCAUACCAGUAGGAUGACUCUUGCAAAUGAUGUAACCCUUGACGACCUUAUCCUGGCAAAAGAUGACCUUUCCGGCGCUGACAUUAAGGCGAUAUGCACAGAAGCAGGGCUUAUGGCUCUGAGGGAGAGGAGAAUGAAAGUAACAAAUGAGGACUUCAAGAAGUCCAAAGAGAAUGUGCUCUACAAAAAACAAGAAGGGACACCAGAAGGCCUCUACCUUUAGAUUGGCAAUUGUUACGUUUUUGCCUAGUCUUACUUAAAAAAAAAAAAAAAACUAUUACACUUGCUUUUGUUUGUGCUGGCUGUCAUUUCUGUCUCUUGCAAUUAAACUGUAUUACACUUCA
Messenger RNA from Silurus meridionalis, 1574 nucleotides. RefSeq names its product proteasome 26S subunit, ATPase 1a (gene psmc1a). The record is from RefSeq and is a predicted model, not a curated record. The transcript has 11 exons. Gene Ontology annotation, biological process: proteasome-mediated ubiquitin-dependent protein catabolic process. NCBI's taxonomy places the organism in Eukaryota, Metazoa, Chordata, Actinopteri, Siluriformes, Siluridae. The coding region runs from base 131 to 1453 and encodes 440 amino acids. Gene Ontology annotation, molecular function: proteasome-activating activity; ATP hydrolysis activity; ATP binding. Gene Ontology annotation, cellular component: proteasome regulatory particle, base subcomplex.